CAACAAGAGAAGCUGCCGCUGACCUUCCAGGCCUGUGUGAUCACCAAAGAGUGCCAGGUGUCAGAGUGGUCUGAGUGGAGCCCCUGCUCAAAAACGUGCCAUGAUAUGGCAUCCCCUAAAGGCACCCGUGUGAGGACGCGGCUCAUCAGGCAGUUUCCUAUUGGCAGUGAGAAGGAGUGUCCAGAACUUGAGGAAAAAGAACCCUGUGUGUCUCAAGGAGAUGGAGUUGCCCCCUGUGCCAUGUAUGGCUGGAGGACUACAGAGUGGACUGAGUGCCGUGUGGAUCCUCUGCUCAGUCAGCAGGACAAGAGGCGGGGCAACCAGACGGCCCUCUGCGGAGGAGGGGUCCAGACCCGAGAGGUGUACUGCGUGCAGGCCAACAAGGACCUCCUCUCACACUUAAACUCCCACAAGGACAAAGAAGGUAAAGGAUCUGAGGCACCUCCACCAUUUCUUCAGUUCCAGAGAGCUUUAUCUGGUGAAACCAAAACCCAUAGUCUUGAGGAAAGAUCAGCUUUCCUUCUCAUAUCUGUGGUUUCUCAGAUUUAUUUGGUGCCAGCUGGUCUAAUAUGA
This is a messenger RNA of Aethalodelphis obliquidens (Pacific white-sided dolphin), 573 nucleotides long. RefSeq names its product thrombospondin type-1 domain-containing protein 7A. Lineage: Eukaryota; Metazoa; Chordata; Mammalia; Artiodactyla; Delphinidae. The record is from RefSeq and is a predicted model, not a curated record. The transcript has 3 exons. Bases 106 to 573 code for a protein of 155 amino acids.